AUGGAGAACAACAAAGGAGAUGAGUUGGAGGAUUUCAUCGAAUCGUCCCAGGUUCCAACGCUUCGAACGAAAAUUCGUGAAAAAAGACCCAAUUACUCCUGGCCAAAAUUUCCCCCUAUGGAAAGAAGGAAAAAGAAACCAUCGAAGCGGUUACGGGAUAACAAAACCGUCUCCCAAUGCCUCCAGCAGGUGUGGAAAAAGUCACCGAGCAAACCUUCUUCGGCUACUGUGACCAAACUGCAAGCUAGUGUAACGAAUGGUCCUGCGUCGGACAAUGAUUGCAUAAUGUUUGCUUCAACUCAGCAGGAGCCACCGAAUGGUGAAAUCCAGGCUGUGGCGUCAGUUAGCUUGUUCGCCCAGCAGGAUAAGGCUUUGGCACGGUACAUUUUCGACGAAUCCACCGAGGCACAGGUGGAAGAACAGCUGGAAAAGCUGCUGGAUGGAUUUCAGGCUGAAUAUCGGCAGCAGUGUGCGGGGAUGAACCGUUCUCCUGUUCCUUGUGCUGAGGUAGAGCGUACUGCAUCUUUGCCAUCAACAAUUCUAUCCGAAGCUAGUAUGGAGCUAGAGGAAAUGCCGGCGAAAGGGAUUCACGAAAAUGUAGCUUCUCCACUUCAAGCGAUAAGCGAUAUAUUACCAAAUUUUAGCGAAGAGUUACAACGAAUGGAAGAAAUAUUGACAAAUAGUAAUCCUUUACAGCCAACUCCAUCGUUGGUGCCAGUAUCGGUAGCCAAUACCCAAAUUAUGCCCAUAGUAGAGGUUCCACAAGUUCAGGAAGCAAAUACAGUCAUAUCCACAGUUACCGGCAACGUUUGCUUGGAUCUGUCCAAACAGGUGGAUGAGAGCACGGCGAAGAACGCAAAUUGGGCACUAGCGUCCAAAAUUGUAGCUGUGGAACGAGAAAAGACCAAUCAGAACCUUUCCUUACACCUACGUAUUGCGGAAGCAACAAACUCACCACGGGUAGAUGGUGUUCUCGAUCUACGUACCAAUAAUGCUCAAACGAUUCCUCACACAGCAAUGCACUACUCCACUCGAACUGAAGUGCCAAAUCGACCACUCAUCACCAAAACAUCGGAUUGUGGCAUACAGACGAACUUGCAUCGCAGACGUCGAAAUGUCGCUGUGCAGCAUCGUCCGGUAACUUCGUUCGAAUUUACCGAUCGUAAUGUAAUCGUUCUAGCGCAGCAGUUUGAAGCCGACCCGAGCAUGCUGCAAAGGAAGCUUAGACAAAUUGCCAAAACGUCCACAGACACGAUAUGGUGUCAGCGGGAUCUUUCCACUGUAUUUACCACGGCAGAUCCGUACUAUGCGAAUUUGAAACAUUUCUUGUAA
Messenger RNA from Anopheles marshallii, 1332 nucleotides. RefSeq lists its product as uncharacterized. The transcript is spliced from 2 exons. The coding region runs from base 1 to 1332 and encodes 443 amino acids. Lineage: Eukaryota; Metazoa; Arthropoda; Insecta; Diptera; Culicidae. The record is from RefSeq and is a predicted model, not a curated record.